Helobdella robusta is the source of this 2820-nucleotide messenger RNA. RefSeq lists its product as hypothetical. Bases 1 to 2820 code for a protein of 939 amino acids. The record is from RefSeq and is a predicted model, not a curated record. The transcript has a single exon. Lineage: Eukaryota; Metazoa; Annelida; Clitellata; Rhynchobdellida; Glossiphoniidae.
AUGAACAACUCUCCCAAUCCCAACAAUCCCAGCUUAAACACUCCAGAACUGGAAAUAGAUCGUUCCUUACAAACUCGGUCCCAAAUAAUUUCAAUUGUUUUCUUAACUUUGGGAGCCUGCCUGCCCGUUUUACUGUUGCUCGCCACCUCGGUCUUCUUUCGAUAUCGGUCCUACCGAAAGAAACAGUUGAGUUUGAUGAAUGCGUGGAAUGAGAAGCAAGUGAAUGGCCUCACUCUGACCAAAAUGUUUUUUAAAAAUAACAACAGCAUCAACAACAAAUAUAGUAAAGAAAUUAAUAGUAAUAAUAACGAUAAUGUGAACCAUACAACUUUUGUUGAUAUUAAAAAGAGUAGUAGAUCAGUGCUCGGUGAGGUUGGUAGCGAGGAGAACAAGAGAGUUGUUGAUGGCGAAAAUCAUACAUUCCUCCAACCGACAACUAAACAAUCGCAAGUGCCUCAAUAUCAGCUACAACAGCAGCCACAACAUCAGCUACAACAGCAGCCACAACAUCAGCUACAACAGCAGCCACAACAUCAGCUACAACAGCAACUACAAUACCAACAACAACACCAGUCACAACAGCAGCCACAACAUCAGCUACAACAGCAACUACAAUACCAACAACAACACCAGUCACAACAACAGCCACAACAUCUGUCGCAACAACAGCCACAACCCCAGCCACAACAGCAGCUACAACACCAGCCACAACACCAGCCACAACACCAGCCACAACAUCAGCCACAACAGCAGCUACAACACCAGCUACAGCAACAGCCACAACAUCAGUCGCAACAACAGCCACAACCCCAGCCACAACAGCAGUUGCAACAACAUCAGCUACAGCAACAGCCGCAACAGCAGCUACAACAUCAGCCACAACAGCAGCCACAACAUCAGCCACAGCAACAGUUCGACAGUUAUGCCUUUGAAGAGUAUGCACCGCCACUGACGUCCCAAGACCAACAGAAUAUCAACCAAACAACAACGAACAACGUUGUAUACCCCUUCAAUGAUUACGUAGCCGAUGACGAAGAAGAUGAUGAUGAUGAUGAUAUCGACAAAUUCUUCACUUCAGAAAUACAAACACGGAAUGAAUUCAACGCUAGAACGAACAGCAACGACGAUGACAGCCGUAACAAUUUAUUCCACACUAACACUGGAGGUGGUGUUUAUAAUGCGAACGGCGAUGUGAAAAUAAACACAGCUGAUGAUGAGGAUGAUUAUGAUACAAACAAUGCUGCUGCUGCUGCUUAUGAUGAAGGCGAUGACGACAACAACGUCAAGAAGACUUUAGUGUCAUUCAUCAGCUACAUUCCUCAGUCAACAAACAACGACAACAUCAACAACAACAAAAGUUACAUCAACAUCAAACAUCACGGUGAUGGAGAUGAUGACGAUGACGAUGAGGUGAUGCCCUGGGACAACCCUGUUGAUAGGAAGAUCGAAAUAUUGAGACGGCAGAUAGAGAGAGAAAAGAAAAACGGAAGUGGAGGAAUGAAAUUGAGUGACGGCGAUGGUGACGACUGCGACAAGCCGAAUGAUUAUUUUCAUUACGGCGUCUCAACAACAAAGGCAUCGAGAGCCUCACCGUUUCUCACGACGCCAGAUGUUGAACGAAGACCGAGCUUAACGAACUCAAAUGUUUUCUUCAUGAAAGCGAAAGCGAAACCACCUAAUGGAUAUUUCCAAGACGAUGACGUAAUCACAUCCGGAAAUAUUUCUACACUACUUCCUAAUACGCAGGACCUUUGGGAAGCUGAGCAGCCAACAACAACAACAACAACCUCGAAUAGAACGACGUUGACAAAUGCAAAUAAAAUCAUCGACAGAGCGCCACCUUGGUUUCAAAACGACACGAACACGUUCAGUGAGAACAUCAUCGCGGACAACAAGACAGCCAGGAACAACAACAUCGUCUACGAUUCAAGAUUGUACAGAAGAAAUGUAACUGCAUUACCAGCGACAACAGCGUUGCAGACAACAACAUCGCCCGACAACAUCCUGCCAACCGGCGAGAAUAUUCACGGUAUUAAAGGUCUAUCAGAAAGAAGAUUUGUAUAUAAUGGAAUCAUCCAAAUAAACAACGAACAACCACCCCCAGCACAAACUCGAAUCAACAAACUCGACAACUACAACUCUGACAACAACAAAAACAACUUCGAAAUAUUUUCUUACAACAAGCAAAAUCUUGUCAACAACAAUACCAGCAACAACAUCGUCAACAAGAUGGAGCACAGCAGCAGCAGCAACCAAAACAUAUUUACUAUUAACCCGUCAAGAACCAAAUACAGCGACGAAGAUUUGAGAGGUUUGGAAGAAUGGAGAGAGAAAAGAAGGAAAGAGAGAGAACAAAAUUCGGCACGUGAUGUAACCAAAGAGAAUGACGUCAGAAGAUUGGGCGAGGAAGAAGAAAAAGUUUUGAAAUAUUUCGACGAUAUUUACAAAGAGAUUGGAUUUGAAGGAUCCGAUGAAAGUAGAUCAUCAAGUAGUGCUGCUGCUGCAGUCACUGCAGUCGCUGCUGUUGGUGGAGGUAAGAACAACAACAACAACAACUUUACCAACAUUAUUGACAACCAUAGAAACAGUAAAUCAAAGAAUACUGACGCGAAUAACGCUGAAGAUACCAACAGCCGUUACAAAAACAAUAUAAAGGACGUCAUCAGAACAUCUCCCGACAAUAAAAUAAUUGAAACAAAUACUCCGCGAGAACGACAACCACAAUCGUACAUUCAUCUGCUAUCACCAGAUUAUCCUCAAACGAUAAGGAAACAACUUCAAAAUGAUAAGAGGAGGAAAUUGAUUAUUACUAAAUUAUAA